Molecule: messenger RNA, 1874 nt
Organism: Galleria mellonella (greater wax moth)
Lineage: Eukaryota; Metazoa; Arthropoda; Insecta; Lepidoptera; Pyralidae
Gene: oeh
Product: insulin-like growth factor-binding protein 7
Exons: 3
Coding region: 253-516 (87 amino acids)
Biological process (GO): regulation of cell growth; regulation of signal transduction
Cellular component (GO): extracellular region
Molecular function (GO): insulin-like growth factor binding
Source: RefSeq, a predicted model, not a curated record
CCUCGUGAGGGGUGGUCGUGUUGUGUCGACAUUUUGCUACCCUGACGUGAUUGCACGCGACCGUUUGCAUUAUAUAACGCUUCGUGUGAUAAUUGUUUUGUGAGUCGGUUGCGACGAAAGGAUGUAUUGAGCGGCGUGAAGAAUGCGAAAGAAUUGUUCGUCGUCAUAAAUCCAAUAAAAAUGUGCGACAAUGCGUUACUACGGACAAUAUAAAGCAGUGAGAUCGUGUUCGAGUGUGAUGUGAGAGACAUUAUGACCAGUAGUAGCCGUUGGUUGGCGAUGUUGGCGGUGGUGGUGGCAGCUGGGGCGGUGAGGGGGUGGGAUUGUGUUUGCAAUCCGAGGGAGUGCGAGGCGUUGGAGCCCAGUGGAUGUCCUGGGCUUGGAAUCGUCGUUUGGGAUCCUUGCAGAUGCUGCAAGGUUUGCGCAAGGACACUAGGGGAAGACUGCGGUGGUUUCAGAGGGACUUGUGAACCGGGCCUCAAGUGCUACGAAGGUUCGUGUACGCCUAUAACGUGAACUAACUGAAACAAAACUUGUAUUAUAUGUGUAUAGUGUUGAAUAGAGAAAGAAACAUAUCCCCAGUCAACGUAGAAAACGAGAGGACCACACCUGGCGAGGAUAAGUAAAGAAUAAUUGGAACCUCACGAGACAUCUAGGCAUGUCUGUGACAAUAAAUUAGUGAUCGAAUAAGGGACACUUUUUCAUUGUAAGAAUUAUGGACAGAUAAAAAUGUACAUUGUAACUAUAUGGUUGCCGAUGCUUUGUAAAGAUUAUUUCUUUCGGAACGAGCGCAAAUUUCAUUUUAAUGUCCCAACUCCGCCUGUGGAGGAAACGAUAAAAUCUCCAGUUUUCUGUUCCCUCGUUAUGUUGCCAUUCAACUCUAUGAAAGGUUCUCGAGAAAUUUGUUUUGAAAAACAAACAAAGCAAGUAUCAAAAUAAUGUUGAAAUUUAUGUACUGUCAUUAAAAUUAAGCCUUUGAACUAAAGUUAUUGUAUUCGUUAUGGUAAUCAAAGUUAUUUAGAUUUCACAUUUUGUUUUGGCUGUUUAAAAUUUAAUUAAAUUUAUUAAUAAUAAUUUGUUAGUUUAUUUAUAAAUUAUUAAAUUUUACAAUUAUAUUUUAUGUAUUAUUGUACACAAAAAAAUCUAAGGAAGUGGAAUAAAAAUAAAAAAAUCGAGUCACAUUUUGACUUUCAUAAUUACAACAAUAAAGUAAUUUGUAUCAAAAUAAUUCUUCUUAAAACUUACAUAUUAUUAUUUAUUGUACAAAUUAAAUUUAAUUAUCUAAUUUAUUUUUAUAAUUAUUAUCACUUCAUUUGUAUAUUUUUUUCCGCAAUUACUAUGUAUAACAUAUAAUUAUAUCAUAAUGAAAUUGUUAAUCAAAACAUUUAUAUACAUUAAUUAAAAUGAUGGAAUUUGUUACUGUUGGUUUUUAGGUGUCAGGAUUAAUAGUAUGGUUAGCAAGUGAAAAAAAAAACAACAAUUGUAAUUAACAAUUUAUCUAUAUUUCUGUGUGCUUCCAGGUUACAUGUAGUUAAAAAGCAAAAAUAUAAUGUUUAAUAUUGUACGUACAAGUAAAAAAAAAACAAUUAAAAAAUUCUUAGUUCUGUAAAUAUUAUCUGAUUAGCAUUUUUAUCUUGUAGAAUAAUACAAAAAUAAAGUAGUUAAAUAGUAUAUACUAGAAUAAAAAAGUAGGAUGGAUUCAUUUUGUAUAUCCUAUCUGGUCGACUUUAGUUACAAUUUUCUAAAAUGGCAGUAAAUAUUUUCUUAAUCAUAAUAUAACCUAUUUUAGAUAUUCAUAAAUAGUAAUUAAGUAAUAUAUUUAUUUUAUAAUAAAAACUAAUUUAUUUUACUGUCGUAAUUAAUAGCAAUAAAAA